AUGUAAUAAUAGUAAUAAGUUUGUUGUCCCUUCAAUCAUUUGCAUAAGAUGGCUCCUAAUAGGCUUAUCUUUCACAUAUCUAGGGAAUGCUAAGAACGUAAAAUGAACAAGCAUAUGUAUAGACACUGUCCAUACAAUUUCCUGCAUAUAUUUAGAGGAGAAGUAUUUAAUAAUCUAAUCUAGGACAUGGAACAACAUAUAAUGAUUUGUCCUGAUAAAAAAGAACCUGAUGCUCCCAUCUAAUUAGACCAGAACAAUAUGGAAAACCAAUAUUUGUAAGGAGAUCCUAAUUGGGGCUUGAAAAAUCCUAAUAAUAUGGCAAUUGAGAUGGCAAUUAACAAUAAUUAAGUUCAAUAGGAUAGUAGUCUUAUAGAUUAAUUCAAUAAUCUUAAGUUGCAGAGAUAAGAUGAUAUCUGGGAUCAAUUAUGGAAACAGCAAAACAAUAAUGAAGAUGAUUUUGAUAUGGUAUGA
Messenger RNA from Paramecium pentaurelia, 471 nucleotides. The record is from the annotation of a GenBank genome assembly. NCBI's taxonomy places the organism in Eukaryota, Ciliophora, Oligohymenophorea, Peniculida, Parameciidae.